AUGACUAGGCGACAUUGUGGGCUGAUUUUCCCUCCUGGGACUUAUCAAGCUCCGCAAUUCUACUGGAGAGGUGGAGAUGAGUUCAAGGAGGCAGAACAUCUACAAUCUGAUUAUCUACAAACAAAAAGAGAGCAUUCUAAAGUGAAAAAAGAACUUGAAGAAAUCCAAAACGAGUAUCGCGAGGUAAAUGAAGCACUUACGAAUAGAGAAGAGCAAGCAGUAGCACUAGCUUCGUCAUUAGGCGGAGCUUCAGCUACAACUGGCGAAAAUUCAAGACUUAAUAAAGAAAUUGCGAAACUUACUGUCGAAAUUAGCAAUAUAGAAGAAAAAAUUACUGAAGCUUCAGAAAGAACUCAACCAGUAUAUCUUGCACAACUAGAAAGAGAAAGAUCACAAAUUUACGUUGCUGUAGAGCGAUUAACGCAUGAUUUAGAGUCAACACAGAAAGAAAUACAUGAUUUGAAUCAAGAGUAUUACUCCCUACUUACGAGCGAUGAAUGGAUGGACGCAAAUAUGAUAAAUUCUCAAUAUCAGAUUAUAAAUAGAGAACGACUAAAACUCAGAUCAGAAGUCAAUAAACACUUCGAAGAUCAGAAUUAUGCUAAAGAAAGUAAACCAGACACUUCUAAUCGAACCAAAAAAUCGAUUUCAAGUACUGCCAACGUGGCAGAGCUUUUAGAUCAGAGCGAAAUAUAUCAGAAUCAGCUAAACAGCGCAUCUCAUAACAGAUUCAUGGCGCAAACUACAAGAAAAGUCUUAGUUGCGACAAAAUUAGAUAUAAUUGCACAAUUAAAUACAAUUCUUUCAGAUCUCAAUCUUGAAGAAGUAAAUAUAGAUGAAUUAAAGGAUAAAUACCUUCCUGAUGGCCCACUUACGCCAACAAAAAGGCCAGCAACUCAAUUAUCAAGUAGAGGCGUGAAAACAGCGCGCAGCAUUCGUAGGCCGCUUUCGAAAACCGGCCGUAUGUAG
Molecule: messenger RNA, 969 nt
Organism: Trichomonas vaginalis G3
Lineage: Eukaryota; Parabasalia; Trichomonadida; Trichomonadidae
Exons: 1
Coding region: 1-969 (322 amino acids)
Source: RefSeq, a predicted model, not a curated record